Aspergillus tanneri is the source of this 603-nucleotide messenger RNA. RefSeq names its product guanylate kinase (gene GUK1). The transcript is spliced from 5 exons. NCBI's taxonomy places the organism in Eukaryota, Fungi, Ascomycota, Eurotiomycetes, Eurotiales, Aspergillaceae. Gene Ontology annotation, cellular component: cytosol. Gene Ontology annotation, biological process: purine nucleotide metabolic process. The record is from RefSeq and is a predicted model, not a curated record. Bases 1 to 603 code for a protein of 200 amino acids. Gene Ontology annotation, molecular function: GMP kinase activity.
AUGGAUUCGAGCGCUGUUCACAAGUUCCGUCCGGUGGUCGUAUCAGGUCCCUCUGGCACGGGAAAGUCGACUCUGCUCAAGAGACUAUUCGCUGAGUAUCCCGAUACUUUUGGAUUCUCGGUUUCCCAUACCACUCGAGCCCCUCGACUCGGCGAAGAGCAUGGACGUGAGUAUAACUUUACAACAAAGGAGGAUUUCUUGGACCUCGUUAGCCAAAAUGGCUUCAUCGAACAUGCGCAGUUUGGCGGCAAUCAUUACGGCACCAGCGUCCAAGCGGUCAAGGAUAUUGCACAGAAGGGCAGGAUAUGUAUUCUUGACAUAGAAAUGGAGGGUGUGAAGCAGGUCAAGCGUACCGAUCUCGAUGCUCGCUUCUUGUUCCUGGCACCACCGUCAAUUGAAGAAUUGGAAAAGAGGCUACGUGGGCGAGGCACGGAGACUGAGGAUAGUCUGAGCAAGCGCCUUGCACAAGCGAAAAACGAACUUGAAUUUUCUAAACAACCCGGAGCCCACGACAAAAUUAUUGUGAACGACGACCUCGAAAAGGCUUACGAGGAACUGAGGGAUUGGGUUGUUGAUGGGGGUCGAUUUGGAGCGCAGCAAUGA